Molecule: messenger RNA, 5379 nt
Organism: Xiphias gladius (swordfish)
Lineage: Eukaryota; Metazoa; Chordata; Actinopteri; Istiophoriformes; Xiphiidae
Product: NACHT, LRR and PYD domains-containing protein 3-like
Exons: 12
Coding region: 481-3828 (1115 amino acids)
Molecular function (GO): protein binding
Source: RefSeq, a predicted model, not a curated record
AGUUGUUAGCUGGUUAGUCAGCUAGUUGGUCUGCUAGUUUGGCUUGGUUAGGUUCAGGCAUGAAGAGGGAUGAUUGGCUAGGAUUAGGGCGAUAACGUCAGGAUAAACCAAUCAGAGGCGCUAAGGCGGUUCAGCUGAAACGUCUUCGGAAAAGUGAAAAUGAAAGAAGAGGACUUCGAGUGCGCAGGCGGCUCCAUUUUGUUUCGUGUUCAUUGUUUUGUUCAUUUUUAUUUAUUUAUCAAUAUUGUUAAUAAACUCUACAGGAGAACCGACAGGCUCCACACGCUGAAGGGCGAGUCACUGUUAAAGUGACUGAAAUUACUCUCAGCAUCUGAGGGAGUAGAGCAGCAGACGAGUCACCUUCCUUACCCAGAGACCUCUGGUGCGACGGCGUGUGAUCCUAGACUGACCAAGAGGAAGAGAGCACAGAGAGCACCAGUAAAGCACGAGUUUCCACAGAAAACACCGGAUGGCGGAAGAAUGUCCCAUCUGAAAACCAGUAACACGUGUGGGCUGCCCAGUAUGGAGGCAGAUACACUCCAACCAGCAGCAGCGUCCUCGUGUCCCAGUGGACUUUCCCUGAAGAGUAACAGGUCCAUGGACAUUCCUGACCAGUUCAAGGGAGGAGUAGUAGAUGUUCCUACUGGUGAAAGACAUUCAAGAGUUUCCAAUGACCAGACUGCACUCAAUCAGAACCUGGACCAAGAGGAUUUUGAAGCCAAACUUUUUGAAUUUGUGAAAUCUAAUAUGAGGAGUUGUUGGAAGGUCCUCAAUCCCUGUGGAGAGUUCGAGGAAGAUGAAAAAAAGGAGCAGUUGGUUGAUGAUGAACUGAUUCAGUCAGAAGCAGCAGCCAAGGACGCGUUUCUGCAGAUCGCCCUCCAUGUUUUGAAGACCAUGAAAAUGGAUGCACAUGUCUUCAUCCUUGAGCAAAGGUAUUACGGAGAACUCAUUAUGUAUCAGCGGAAACUCAAAUCCCGUAUGAGAGUGAGAUAUGAUCACAUGGCUGAAGGGAUAGCAUAUCAUGGAAAUGCCACAAGCUUCAAUAAAAUAUACACAGAACUCUACGUACUUGAUGGAAAGGUUAGAGGAAUCAACAGUGAACACGAGGUGAGGCAAAUUGAGACAGCCGUCAACCGACCCAGGUCUGCAGAAACGCGAGUCAAGUGUGAAGACAUCUUCAAGCCCUUGCCUGAACAUGGCAAACCAAUCAGAAUGGUACUCACCGAGGGGAUAGCAGGCAUUGGUAAAACUGUACUGGCACAGAAGUUCAUGCUGGACUGGUCAGAGGAGAAGGCCAAUCAAGACAUCCAGCUCCUGUUUUCACUUCCUUUUAGGGAGCUGAAUUUGGUUAGAAAUGAAAAAAGAAGUUUAAUGGAGCUCCUGUAUGACUUCUCUCCAGACCUGAAAGAAACCGGAAUCAAAGACCUGAAGAUGUACAAAGUUCUGUUUGUAUUGGAUGGUCUCGAUGAAUGCAGACUCCGUCUGGAUUUCAAGGGAAAUGAGAGAUGUAGUGAUGCUACACAGUCCACCUCGGUGGAUGUGCUGCUGACAAACCUCAUUGCAGGUAAUCUGCUACCAAAAGCUACUCUGUGGAUAACUACUCGACCUGCUGCAGCCAGCCGUAUCCCUCCUCAGUACGUUGACCGGGUGACUGAGAUACGAGGCUUCAGUGACCCACAGAAGGAGCAGUACUUCCACAAGAAAAUCGAUGAUGAAAACUUAGCCAAAAGAGUAGUCGCUCACAUAAAAUCAGCAAGAAGUCUCUACAUCAUGUGCCAUGUCCCGGUGUUUUGCUGGAUUUCCUCUACUGUCCUGGGAAAAAUGUGUGCCAAAGCAGGAGGAGGAAAAAUACCGAAGACAUUGACUCAGAUGUACAUCCACUUUGUGGCACAUGAGGCCACACAGAUGCGUGUCAAGUACUGCGAAGAGCAGCAGCUGGACUGCCAUGGGAAUAACAAGAUGAUUAUGUCGCUUGGGAAGCUGGCCUUCCAGCAGCUGGAGAAAGGCAACCUGAUCUUCUACGAAGAGGACCUUAGAGAAUGUGGUAUUGAUGUCAAAGAAGCGUCCGUCUACUCAGGAGUGUGCACUCAAAUCUUCAGGGAAGAGCCUUGGAUGCAGCAUAAAGUCUUCUGCUUUGUGCAUCUGUCUGUCCAAGAGUUUCUCGCAUCUUUGUACGUACAUGUGAUGUACAAGGUCAACGGUGUAAACCUGAUGAUCGAAGAACCUGAACACAUAGACAAAACAAAGCCUGUAUCUGAAUUGCACAAAGCUGCAGUGGACAGAGCUUUACAAAGCGACAGUGGCCACCUGGAUCUCUUCCUGCGUUUCCUCCUUGGAAUCUCUCUGGUGCCCAGUCAGGGUCUGCUCAGAGGCCUGGGAAUACAGGUAGAAACCGGCGACUCCCAGAGUCAUGUGGAAACCAUCACGUACAUCAAAGACAAAAUUAGGCAGACUGCUCAUCCUGACAGGUGUAUAAAUCUCUUCCACUGUCUGAAUGAGUUAAAUGACAACUCUCUGGUGGAGGAGAUCCAGAGCUACUUGGACUCGGACCAAGACUCGGCGAUGGAGGAGUUCUCUGCAGCUCAUUGGGCGGCCCUGGUUUUUGUGUUGCUGACCUCACAAGAGCAGCUUGAGCUGUUUGAACUGAAGAGGUACUCCAGGAAAGAAGAAGGUCUUCUGAGGCUUCUACCAGUCCUCAAAGCAUCCAGAUCAGCAAAGUUGAAUGAUUGUAGACUCACUGCGAACUGCUGUCAGGCACUAUCUUCCACUCUCAGCUCAUCAUCUUCGGAACUCUGUGAUUUAAACUUGAGUGACAACAGUUUGCAAGACUCUGGAGUGGAGCUUCUCUGCACCGGACUCCAGAGCCCUUACUGCAGACUGAAGACACUGACGCUGAACAGAUGCAGCCUCACCCACAGAUGCUGUGAGGAGCUGGCUUCAGUCCUGAGCUGUCCCUCAUCACAUCUUCAAGAGCUGGACCUGAGUGACAAUGACAUUGAAGACUCGGGAGUGCAGCUGCUCUGCACCGGACUGGGAAAUGUGUGCUGUAAACUGGAAAUCCUCAGGUUGUCGUUCUGUUGCAUCACGGAGAAAGGUUGUGGUUUCCUGGUCUCAGCAGUGAAGUCCAACCCGUCCCACCUGAGAGAGAUGGACCUGAGCUUCAAUCACCUCGGAGAGUCUGGGCUGAAGCUCAUCUCUGAAGCGCUGCGGGAAGGACAAUGUGAAUUAACUAAACUGAGAGUGGACCACAAUGCAGAAUACUGGCUAAAACCUGGACUGACAAAACAUGCAUGUGAGCUUACACUGGAUCUCAACACAGCCCACAAACUCCUCAUUAUCUCUGAUGGGAACCGAAGAGUUACCCAGGGCAGAGAGGAGCAGCCAUAUCCCGAUCACCCCGACAGGUUUGACUACUGGACCCAAGUCCUGUUCCGGCAGGGCCUGACCAGCCGCUGUUACUGGGAGGUUGAGUGGGAAGGAAACUGGGCCGGGAUCGGAGUGACCUACAAGGGCAUCGGUCGUAAGGGUGUGCCAAACAGCUGUGUGAUAGGAUACAAUCAGAUGUCUUGGGGUCUGCACUGUUCUGCUCACGGCUAUGCUGCAUAUCACAAUAUCAAGAGCAUUGCCAUUUCAGUUCCUUCGUCAGGUUGCCAUAGGGUGGCGGUGUACCUGGACUGGGAGGCUGGCAUCCUGUCCUUCUACAGAGUUUCUGCUGGAAGGUCACUGACACACCUGCACAGCUUUUUCACCAAAUUCACUGAGCCUCUUUACCCAGGGUUUAGAGUCUGGGACUUUGGCUCCUCUAUCACACUCUGUCAGCUGAACUAGCUUGGUGUAUCUUCAGCGACACCACGGUUCUGGCCCGGCUUUCUUUACGCCUCUCCUACUUUACAGUGAUUUAUGUCUCUCGCUGAGUUGGUGCGUGUGAAAGGUGCAUAAUUUGGUUUUCCCGAGACUCGUCCCUUUCCGGUCAUCCUUUUUCGACACCAUUUCUAAGGCUCAGGGCUGUAAUGCUAUUCUCUCUCAUACGAAUGCCAUCUUUGGUGUACUCUCAGUUUGAGUUGAUUCCAUUCUCCCUGCUCACCUACAGAAGGUCAUUGCCUCUUCCUCUCUAUUAGCUUAGACGCUCAGUUCUAUUCAAAUAGAAGGGUGUGACCCCUCCAUCGCACAACCAAUGGAUCAAAGAUGCGAUGCAGAAGAUCAAGCUGGAAAAAAAUCAGAUUCACCCUCAACGGCUCCACUGAGAGAUUUUACAAAACCCGGGACCCAUUAAUAAACUAUGUGAAUAGUUUACCUGGCUUGGAAAUAUGAUCUCGCACCUCGACACGCCUUUUUUUUUUUACCUUGAGAUAAUGGCUUUUGUUAAUGUCUGAUAAACUGAAAAAUCUCCAUAAAUCAAGUGUUAAUAAUUAAUGAUUAAAAAAAGGGAAAUAGAUAUCGCAUGGAAUGUGCAGCAUCACACCAGAAUACGUUAUACGGUGAUGGUGACAUCUCCCAUUUUCAUCUUCAGAUAUCUUCAUAAUAAAAGAUUUUCGCCUACAUUACGAUAAUGAACCACAUUUGCCCAGCACUUUGAGGGACCGAAGACAGACUUAGUGUGUAAUAUAGUUUUAUUUCAUCCAUCAGGCGUGGCCCCUGCCAGGCUGACUGAGCACAUACGCUGUUGCUCAGGACAAUCCACAGAACAGUCCGUCGACAGUUGUCCAAGGACCUUCUGCAAAAGAAAAAGCAGUCCUAGGUCCGUGGAUCGUCCAGAGCGACAGGGCGGCUUUCUGUAAAGCGCAGUUGCUGUCGAGUUUUUAAAUGUCAUGCUUCAACAGUGUGAGCGGUGUGAAACUGAAUUCCAUCCACCACAGACAAACCGACCCUAUCCGAUCGGACGGACUAUGUUCCAUGUAAUGUGGGUGAGCUCACCAUUUCAACGGGGUUAAUCAAUGAAUAAUCGGUGAAGAUGCACCAGCGCUUCAGAAAGCCUCAUUUCACCGUCACUGUUUAUAGGGACAAUGCAAAUGCAAUGGGCCACGCCUAUCGUUGACCCCAAGGUCACGUCCAUUUUAUUUCUUCUUUUUUUUUUCUAUGAAUUUGGGAGUUCUAGUGACCUUGAAUACUGUUCACAUUCUAAGAUUUAAGGUUACACUCGGCCGUUGUUGUUGUUUUUUUCCUAAAGAUGAUAAAAUACUAAUAUUUGUUACACUCAGUUAUCUUUACAUUUGAUAAAUAUGCAUUUGAACGAAACAUAAAAUGUAAAUGAACGGUCAAGGGGUUAAUAAAACGUGAAAAACUAAACCAGCUUGAACUUUUUCUCAGUUGUCCCGUUGCCUCUGAGGCCGGAUUAAAGGGUUAGGAGGCAAACAUCCGUGCUGUCGGGACCCGGCCCCA